This is a messenger RNA of Dermatophagoides pteronyssinus (European house dust mite), 995 nucleotides long. RefSeq names its product RNA polymerase III subunit RpII33 (gene Polr2C). NCBI's taxonomy places the organism in Eukaryota, Metazoa, Arthropoda, Arachnida, Sarcoptiformes, Pyroglyphidae. Gene Ontology annotation, molecular function: protein dimerization activity; DNA binding. Gene Ontology annotation, cellular component: RNA polymerase II, core complex. Gene Ontology annotation, biological process: transcription by RNA polymerase II. The record is from RefSeq and is a predicted model, not a curated record.
GAAAAAAGGGUAAUAAUAGUUUCGAAAUAUAUCGUUCAGCCAUUGUGAAUUCGAUUAAAAUUAUCAAUUGUCAUAAAUCAUGCCAUACGCCAAUCAAUCAUCAGUUUAUAUUCCUGAGAAUGGAAUUCUUGAAGAUAGUUUCAAGUUUCAAAUUUAUGAAACCGAUCUAUCUGUUGCCAAUGCUUUGCGUCGAAUUUUCAUUUCAGAAGUUCCAACAUUAGCCAUCGAUUGGGUUCAAUUGGAAUCAAAUUCAAGCGUUUUGAAUGAUGAAUUUAUAGCUCAUCGUUUGGGUUUGAUACCACUCACAUGUGAGGAUGUAGUCGAUAAAAUUCAAUAUUCAAGAGAAUGUACAUGUACUGAUUUUUGUAGCAAUUGUUCGGUUGAAUUUGUAUUGCAUGUUCGUUGUGAUACCGAAGAAACUCGAGCAGUAACAACAGCCGAUUUAAAAUCAAACGAUCCGCGUGUUGUUCCCGUCUCGUCUAGAAGUCAGACAAGUGAAGAAUAUGGUGAGCCGGAAGGUGAUGAAAUAUUGAUUGUUAAAUUACGUCGUGGUCAAGAGCUUAAAAUUCGAGCCUAUGCACGUAAAGGUUUUGGUAAAGAACAUGCAAAAUGGAAUCCAACUUGUGGCGUUGCAUUUGAAUAUGAUCCGGAUAAUGCUUUUCGGCAUACCACAUUUCCUAAACCAGAUGAAUGGCCACGUAGCGAAUUCAGUGAAUUUCCGGAUGAUGAUCCUCGAACUGAAGCGGAUUAUAUUCGCGACGGAAAACCAACAAGAUUUUAUUUUAAUGUCGAAUCAACUGGAGCGUUGAAACCUACCACACUGGUUAAAUCCGGUUUGAAAGUAUUAAAAAAUAAAUUAUCCGACCUAUUGACACAUCUUUCACACGAAGUAAACAGUGAUGGUCUUACUAUCGCACAAGAUUAAAAAUUUAUUAAUAACAAAAAUUUUCUAUUUCUGAUAUUCCAUUAAAGAUUGAUUAAUUUUUUGUAACAAA